Molecule: messenger RNA, 954 nt
Organism: Phycodurus eques (leafy seadragon)
Lineage: Eukaryota; Metazoa; Chordata; Actinopteri; Syngnathiformes; Syngnathidae
Product: olfactory marker protein-like
Exons: 2
Coding region: 81-581 (166 amino acids)
Biological process (GO): signal transduction; sensory perception of smell
Source: RefSeq, a predicted model, not a curated record
CACAAAAAGCGGAAAAGUUCCAACAGCGCCGCUUGACAACAUCCGUCCGUCCGUCCGUCCGGCGAGGCCCCGCGCGCGAUAUGGAGCAGACGGAAGCGACGCCCGACACGGUGGAGCUGCAAUUUCAGGAGGACGCGGCGCUGACGGAGAAGAUGCGUCUGCGCGUGUCGUCUCUUCGGCGCUCGGGCCGCAAGCGCGAGGACGGCGAGCGUCUGCUGCUGCCCCACGAGGCCGUCUACCGGCUGGACUUCCGGCAGCAGGACCUGCGCUUCCGCCGCUGGAACGUGUCCCUGGGCGGGCGCGGGCGCGUCGCCGUCACGGGCAUCUCGCAGCACUGGACGCCCGACCUCACCCACCUGAUGACGCGUCAGCUGCUGGAGCCCGUCGGCGCCUUCUGGCGCGGCGCCGAGGACCCCGAGGGCGCCGCGCCGCGGCGGCCCGAGGCCGACGUGCGGGAGCUGGGCGAGAGGAUCGCCGAGCUGGCCAAGGUCCGCAAGGUCAUGUACUUCCUGUUGGCCUUCGAGGACGGCGCCCGGCCCGCCGAGCUGCGAUGCUCGCUGGCCUUCGCCGCCCGCCGAUGAAUCUCGCGACCGGGCGGACGCGCAGAAACCCGCGCUCGGCUCGGCAAACUGAAUGAUUUGCGUCUUGACGUGUGCAAAUAAAUCUUAUUCGAUCACGCGUGCAUUUGGGUUUUUAUUCAGAACUCAACCGAUGCCAUCGUGCUCAAAGUCUUUUCAUCUUAAUACCUUAAAUGUGUCAAACGUUUGGAAUAAUGUCUUAUUUAAUCUUGCGAUAAUGAUUGAAUUAUGUCUGAUAUAAUCAUGCAUAGUUUUAGGUAAUGAUGCCAUGUUCUAUUUUCCCAAUGAUGUCUUAAUCAUGCUGUAAUUAUGUCGUCAAGUCGAAUUUAAUGUUGCUCCACUUACUGAAUAAAGUCUAAUUCAAUCAUGCCAUAAA